Molecule: messenger RNA, 912 nt
Organism: Penaeus indicus
Lineage: Eukaryota; Metazoa; Arthropoda; Malacostraca; Decapoda; Penaeidae
Product: perilipin-2-like
Exons: 6
Coding region: 136-912 (258 amino acids)
Biological process (GO): lipid storage; positive regulation of triglyceride storage
Cellular component (GO): cytosol; lipid droplet
Source: RefSeq, a predicted model, not a curated record
ACCGAAUUUGCAAAGAUAGGUGAAAAAACACUCAACAAAACGGAUCGCAGGAGAAGAGCGAAGAGAGAGAAAAGAAAGAGAAGAGAAAGAAAAGAGAGAGAAGAAAGAGAAGAGAGAGAGAGAAGCGACCGCGAGAUGGCUCCCGACUGCCAGGACGUGGGUCGUGACAUGACCUCCGAUCACAUGACCUUCGGCGAUGGCGACAACCCCGCUUUCUUUAACCGUGUGCUCGCUCUGCCGGCACUCAAUGACGCCUGUAAUUUGGCCUUCACUGCCUACGUCACGGCCAAGGACAAGCACCAGUACGUGGGCGUCGUCCUGCGUACGGCCGAGAUGGGCGUGCGGGCGGCUGCCUCCACCGCCCUGCCUCUCGCGACGCCCAUAGUGGACCGCGUUGUGGGCUGGGAUACCGUGGACAAGUGGGCGUGCCGAGGACUGGACCGAGUGGAACAGGCCGCGCCCAUCAUUACCAAGCCGACCAAUGAGAUCGUCACCACGACGCGCCACCUUCUGCUGGGCGCCCUUGCAGGGGAACUCGCCGCCCCGCCGCCCACCCUCACUGCCGCCCUCACCACCCGCGCCACCCACACCGUCGACUGCGUAGCGGACACCAAGGGCGGACGCAAGGCAGUGGAUCUGGCAGUGUGCGUGGCUGACCGACUGCUCGACACGGGGCACUCGAUAAUCGACACCUACGCCCCAGCCGAGGAGGGGGACCUGCACGACACGGAUGAGCGCGACGGCGGAUUGGCUAACAAGGGAACCGCCCUGGCCAAUAGGGUUCGACGCCGGUUGGUCCGCUCAGCCAAUCGCAUGAUUUUGAACGAUCCUGAUGCCGAUGACCUGGAUGUUGUCUCCACCGUCCAGCGACUGAGUAGUGUCAUUAUGUCAUCUGAGAUGUGGGACCAAUAG